UUUUCAUGCGCUAGACCCACUACUCGAUAAUUGCCAUUCAGCCCCUUUACGCCUUUAUUCUCCUCCGAUACGACCGUGGAGGCCCAUUGCGCCGACAUCCGGGCGUGUUGCAUCGAGGAUACCAUCACUGAUGAUGACAUUUCUUAAUGUCGACCAGUGCCAGCAGCUGUCUAUCCCUCGCUAGACAGAAUAGGGCCCAGCCCGCUAUUUAAGCUUGCUGAGCUGAUUGCAUGCUACUGGAAAGCUAGUCAGGAAACCCCAAGAAUUCGAAUACGAGAAGAUCAGAAUUCGAUAUGCACCGUGCAGGUACGAGAUGAAGCGUGCGCUAGCGCUGUCUUGUCAGGCAAAGAAGGCGUAGCAGAUGGUUAUAUUAAUUGCCUUCAAUCCCUAUUCCUGACUUUCUUCCCGCUUUCAUCUUCAUCUUAAUCUUUACUUAAUAAUAUCUGGGUGCGCUGAAAUCUUGGAACCUGCGACGAAGAUGAAGACCUUCAUCGCCUUCUCGACAGCUCUGCUCAGCGCAAGCUUUGCUCACGCCGCAACUGUUUCUCCCGAUGGAUCUUGUGGAGGAACCACGCAAUACACAUGUCUGAACAGCGAGUUUGGCAAUUGCUGUUCCCAAUACGGCUGGUGUGGCGACUCGUCUGGACACUGUGAUACCGGAUGUAACCCUGCCUUUGGAAGCUGCACCAACUCGCAACCUCCUACCCCCACAACUCAAUCAUCCUCACCACCAAAACCAACAGCGACAGCAAAGGUAUCGUCGGAUGGAACUUGCGCAGGAAACAAUGGCUACACAUGUCUCGGCAGCUCGUUCGGCAAUUGCUGUUCCGAGCACGGCUGGUGCGGCGAUUCAGCAGGUCACUGUGGCACAUCGUGUAACUCGGCAUUCGGAGACUGCGAUGGCAAAGAUGAACCGACGACUACCCAAUCUUCUACCGCUCCCACAUCCACGUCAGGUAGCUCCGCUGCUGAGUGUUUGAACUCGAAGGAUGUUCCCUAUAAGAUGAACUCCGAUGCGGAAUACGGAGGUCUUGUGCAGCCCUACAAUCUGCGCCUUGCGUAUAAACCAGCUGUGGUGGUGCUCCCUACAACAUCUAAACAUAUUCAAGACGCCGUUGUUUGCGCUGCCGGUGCAGGUCUCAAGGUUCAGGCGAAGUCGGGAGGUCACUCUUACGCGAGUUUCAGUUCUGGAGGAAAAGAUGGAGCCAUGAUGAUCAGUCUUGCAUCGUUUACCAGCGUAGACGUGGAUCAGAGCGGUCUGGCAAAAGUCGGCGGCGGUGUACGUCUUGGAAAUCUGGCAGACGGUAUCUGGAACCAAGGAGAGAAGGCUUUGUCUCACGGUACCUGCCCAGGUGUCGGCGUUGGUGGCCACGCUACUCACGGGGGUUACGGUCACACCUCGCGCAAUUGGGGUCUUGCGAUGGACGCCAUUGUCAAGGCUGACGUGGUUCUGGCCGAUGGAUCCCUUGUGACGGCAUCUUCUAGCGAGAAUGCUGAGCUUUAUUGGGGCAUCCGUGGCGCUGCUGAGUCCUUGGGUAUCGUGGUCAACUUCUACAUGCAGACCCACCAAGCACCCGAAUCCAUCACCUACUUCGAAGUGCCGUGGAGCGGCAUCUUCGACGACAAGACUACCUUCACCAACACCUUCCUUCAUCUGCAAGACUUUGCUCGCAAUGAUUCGGUGGUCGACAAUCGCAUCUCCUUUGGCGUCUACAUGGAUGGAUACGGUUCCUUCUCCGCGAGCGGCGCCUUCUUCGGCCCCGUCUCCGAAUUCACCUCCAAGAUCCAACCAGAAUUCAUCCGCGGUCUCAAAACUCCCGGGAACAUUGUUGUAAAAUCUUAUACCUGGUAUGAUUACCUCGUCAAGGUAUCCGGCACAGAUACCAUCAAAGUCCCCCUCACAGGGUACGACGACCACGAUAACUUCUUCGCCAAAUCAAUCACCGUCCCCGAAUCCUCCGGGUUCACCUCCGCGGGUCUCGACUCGCUGUUCGACUACAUGAAGGAGGGCACUUCAGUCGAUUACUACAGCAUCAUCAACCUGUACGGUGGACCUGGCUCGGCGAUCAACUCCAAAGACACCGAAUUCGCGGCAUACAACGACCGCGACAGCCUCUGGGUCGUGCAGAACUACGGAUCCACUGCUGGCUCCAUUGACUUCAUCAACGGGCUCAACGAUGCUGUUGUCAAGGCGCAGCCCGAGACACACUUUGGCGCGUAUUUGAACUACGUCGAUCCUACUUUGGAUGCUGCGACUGCGCAUGAGUUGUAUUACGGUGAUGCUGUUUAUGGGAGGCUUGAGGCGCUCAAGAGCGAAGUGGAUCCUAAGGGUGUGUUUUGGAACCCGCAGGCUAUUGGUGCAUAG
Periconia digitata is the source of this 2365-nucleotide messenger RNA. Lineage: Eukaryota; Fungi; Ascomycota; Dothideomycetes; Pleosporales; Periconiaceae. The record is from the annotation of a GenBank genome assembly.